AUGUUUGACCAGAUUCCUGUUUCACCCAAAAUGGACCUGACGACUGCAUUAGAGGAAUGCUCUCUGGCUCUGAACCUCUUCUUGAACAACAAGUUUUCAGAAGCACUGACUAUCCUUGAACCUUGGGCAAAGGACAGCAUGUACCAUGCAAUGGGCUACAGCAGCAUCCUGGUCAUUCAGGCAGGAAUGACUUUUGAGCAGAAGGACAUCCAGAUGGCCAUGGACACGUUAAAGGAGGCCCUUCACACCUGCCAAAGGUUUAGAAGGAAGAAUGGUGUUCUUGAGACAAUAUCCAGCCUACUCACCAGACACAUGUCUGAUGGGCUAACAGAAGAGGAGAUGCAUGCUGAAAUCUGCUAUGCUGAGUGUCUGCUGCAAAGGGCUGCCCUCACCUUCAUUGAAGAUGAAAGCAUGAUUGGCUUAAUCAAGGGAGGUAUCAGAAUCCGAACAAGUUAUCAAAUCUAUAAGGAAUGCUAUCAGAUGACUCAGGAAAUGGCUGGACAUGGUGCUACCUACAGGCAUUUUGAGGGAGGCGUUAACACGGGAAUGGGAUCUUUUAAUCUGAUGUUGUCUCUCCUGCCCAGUAAGGUUCUCCGGCUGCUGGAGUUCAUCGGCUUUGCUGGCAAUAGAGAGUUUGGCCUGUCCCAGCUGCGAGAAGGAGCAGCUAGCCACAGUCUACGGGCUAUCCUAAGCGUCCUCAUGCUGCUCAUGUACCACACCUACUUCACAGUCAUACUGGGAACUGGGGAUAGUAAUCUGGCUGAGGCAGAGGUCCUGCUGGCACCCUACAUUGACAGAUUCCCCAAUGGGUCACUUAUUUUGUUUUAUGUAGCCAGGAUUACAGUGCUCAAAGGAAACUUUGAAGUGGCCCAGGGGAAAUUCCUGGAGUGCAUUGCUGCCCAGACGCAGUGGAAGCAGAUUCACCACCUGUGCUACUGGGAGCUGAUGUGGUGCCACUGCUUCCAGCAGGAGUGGCUGGAGGCCUAUCGCUAUGCAGACCUCCUCUGCAAGGAGAGCAAGUGGUCUCAGGCGAUUUACAUGUUUCAGAAAGCCUCCAUCCUGAGCAUGCUCCAUGAGGAUGAUGUUAAGAAGACUGGGGAGAAUGUGGUAGAGCUGUUCAGACAGGUGGAGGGCCUGAGGAUGCGGUUUGCUGGCAAAUCCAUGCCAACAGAGAAGUUUGUGGUCAGGAAGGCCCGGCGCUACGCCUCUUUCACCCCAGUGCCACUUGUGAUCCCUGUAUUGGAAAUGAUGUAUGUGUGGAGCGGUUUCACCAUCGUUGGGAAGAGUCCAGAACUAACAGAGCGUUUGCUUGUCACUAUUGAGGAGGCAGAAAAGCAGCUGAAGAGUGACACCAACCCCACAGAAUACCACACUGAUGACCAGUGCCUUGUCCAGAUGCUGAAGGGCCUCUGUUUGAAACACCUCUGCAGGCUUUUUCAGGCAGAACUGUGCUUCACACAGGUGAUAUCCAGUGAGAGCAGAAUACAGUUCGACCAUUACCUGGUCCCAUUCUGCCUGUAUGAACUGGGCCUGCUCUACAAACUUCAGGGAGACUUCCCCAAGGCAAGAAGCUUCAUAGAAAAUGCAAAGCUGAACUAUAAGGGCUACUCUAUGGAAUCACGUCUGCACUUUCGUAUCCACGCUGCACUGGACAGCAUGGAAGACUCUGGCACCACUCCCUUGUAACCACACCAUCCUUCAACUGCAGCAGCCUUUACCAGUACCACCCAUCAAAGAGCACACCCCCAAAG
Megalops cyprinoides (Indo-Pacific tarpon) is the source of this 1751-nucleotide messenger RNA. Its product is annotated as tetratricopeptide repeat protein 39B-like. Gene Ontology annotation, molecular function: protein binding. Bases 1 to 1686 code for a protein of 561 amino acids. The transcript is spliced from 18 exons. NCBI's taxonomy places the organism in Eukaryota, Metazoa, Chordata, Actinopteri, Elopiformes, Megalopidae. The record is from RefSeq and is a predicted model, not a curated record.